AUGGGAUAAAUUGAUAGUUUAAAAUAAGAAUGUUUAUCAAAGUAUGGACUUUUGGACAAUGAAAACAGAUUAAAAGCAUGGCCCCUUCUAUUAAAUGCUAAUAUUCUAGUUGAUGAUAAUGGAGUCUCACAGAAUGAAUCCUUGAUUUCAUCAAGAACAACAAUAGAUAGUAAUAGAUCGUUUAAGCCAACUGAGAAGAUUAAAUCACUUAAAUAGGAAAUAGACUGGGCAAAGUUCAUUAAGCCCCACAGAGAUUCUGAUCAAAUUGAUAAAGAUAUUAAACGCUCAUUAAAUACCUAUGAUAUUUGUAAAUCCUACGAAAAGUCUAAUAAGGAUUAUAUGUUAAAAACAUUUGAAGAAGGAAUCAUUCCUUUAUUAACAUUGCUGAUGAAACUUUUGGAAGAGCUAGACUAGGAUAUAUACGAUAUGGUUGAAUAAGGAGUUAUGGGACAACCCACCUUCACCUUAUCUUGGAUACUGACUUGGUUCAGUCAUGAUAUUGAUAAAUUUACAGAUGUAUAGCGCAUAUACGAUGCAUGUUUGGCUUCACAUCCACUUUAUGUAGUGUACAUGGCAGUUGCAGUAAUUCUAAUGAACAAACAAUCAAUUGAUGAAGAGUUUGAUUAUGAUGAUCCUAUGGUUUCUAUCUAAAUCGUUUUCCAAAACAUAGCUAAAAAAUCAUCAGAUUUCAAUGUGGAGACAAUUAUAUAGCAAGCUAACAAAUUAAUCAUUAAAAUGCCUCCUGAAAAAUUUAUCAACUCACAAUCCUCAAAACUCAAAUAAGAUAGUCCAUUUAUAAAAUACCAAUUAGAUUAGUACUAUCAGCAAAAUAAUUUAUUGAAGAAUUCAAUGCCUAAAAAAGAGGCAGGUAUAAUAAAAAACGUGAAUUAAUUAUUUUACAGUACAGCAAUAUGGGUUACUUUUUUUGCUGUAACUGUUUACAGUAUGAGUUCAUAGAAACCUUAAUGA
Molecule: messenger RNA, 969 nt
Organism: Stylonychia lemnae
Lineage: Eukaryota; Ciliophora; Spirotrichea; Sporadotrichida; Oxytrichidae
Source: the annotation of a GenBank genome assembly